GUGUGGUCAGGAUCAUUUCCGAUGAGAACGGCCAUUUUCUCUCUCUCCGGAUUUGUUCAUUUGCAACAGAUAUGGCCGACUAUUCAAACGUGGCUCCGCCGUCGGGAAAUGGCGCAGGAAUGAACGACGCUUUUAAAGACGCACUUCAGCGAGCUAGACAGAUUGCGGCAAAGAUUGGGGGGGAUGGCGUACCCCCCGCAGCGCCCUCAGGCAGUGAGUUUGGCUAUGGAGGCCAGAAGCGACCCCUUGAAGAUGCCGACCAACCAGAGACCAAGAAGGUGGCACCUAAUGACUCGUUCUCAACAGCGAUGGGAAUGGGAGGAAUGGGAGGUGGAGGAAUGGGAGGUGGUGGACCACGAUCGUCGUCAGAGGAGUUCAAGGUUCCUGACGGAAUGGUUGGAUUCAUUAUUGGAAGAGGAGGAGAACAGAUAUCCCGCAUGCAACAGGAAGCAGGCUGCAAAAUCCAGAUCGCCCCCGACAGUGGAGGAAUGCCUGAUAGGUCGGUGACACUGACUGGAUCCCCAGACUCCAUACUAGCUGCCAAGAGGCUGCUGACGGAGAUCGUUGAUAAGGGUCGUCCUUCUCCAGCCUUCCACCACAACGACGCCGGUGGCCCCGGUAUGUCUGUCCAGGAGAUGCUGGUCCCUGCCUCCAAGGCUGGCCUGGUCAUCGGGAAGGGAGGAGAGACCAUCAAACAGCUGCAGGAGAGGGCCGGGGUCAAGAUGGUGAUGAUCCAGGAAGGGCCUCAGAACACAGGAGCGGACAAACCUCUACGCAUCUCUGGGGAACCUUUUAAAGUCCAGCAAGCCAAGGACAUGGUGAUGGAGCUGAUCAGAGAGCAGGGCUUCAGGGAGCAGAGAGGAGAGUAUGGCUCCAGGAUGGGAGGAGGAGGCGGCGGCGGUGGAGGAGGUGGUGGAGGAGGAGAGGGCCUAGAUGUUCCUGUCCCCAGGUUUGCGGUAGGAAUCGUGAUCGGGAGAAACGGAGAGAUGAUCAAGAAGAUCCAGAGCGACACAGGAGUCAGGAUCCAGUUCAAACCAGAUGACGGCACUACCCCGGAGAGGAUAGCCCAGAUCAUAGGUCCUCCAGACCAGUCCCAGCAUGCAGCAGAAAUCAUCACUGACCUUCUGAGGAGUGUCCAGCAGGGGGGCCGGGCGGUCCUAACGGAGGGGGCAGAGGGAGAGGCAGGGGGUAACGGGGGUGGUAACUGGAACAUGGGUCCUCCGGGAGGAUUGCAGGAGUUCACCUUCACCGUCCCGACCAUGAAGACUGGACUCAUCAUCGGCAAAGGUAGAUCCUAUAACUGGUAUCUGUCUGGUUCGUUGACACGCCUGUCCUGUCCGCCUCUCCAGGGUCCAGUCAGUCCAAUGGGUGGUCCUCACGGCCCCCCCGGCCCCCACGGAGGUCCCUCUCCCCACGGGCCCCCCGGCCCACCUGGACCCCCUGCUCAAAUGGGCCCCUACAACCCCGGCCCCUACAACCAGGGACCCCCUGGACCACAUGGUCCUCCGGCUCCCUACCAGCCUCAGGGUUGGGGCAACGGCUUCCCCCAUUGGCAGCAAGGACAGCCAGACCCUGGUAAAGCUGCAGCUGAUGCCAACGCGGCGGCCUGGGCAGCGUAUUACUCCCAGUACCAGCAGCAACCCCAGGCUCCCAUGACACCCACCGGCGGAGCCCCCGGCAACCCACAGGCCAAUGGGCAAGGUCAGCAACCACAGGACUACACUAAGGCCUGGGAAGAGUACUAUAAGAAACAAGGUCAAGCUGCCCCCCAGGCAUCAGCAGCAGGUGGUCAGCCAGGCGGUCAGCCAGCCGGGCAGCCAGCCGGUCAGCCGGACUACAGUGCUGCCUGGGCAGAGUACUACCGUCAGCAGGCUGCUUACUACGGACAGGGAAGCCCACAGGCCAUGGGAGCCCAGCCGCAAGCACCUCAGGGCCAGUAAUGUGAAGUGGACAAAAAGUUCAUGCUACAUUGUCGAGAAAAAAAACAAACAAAAAAAGUCCUUUUUUGUUAAAUGUGUUGGAUGGUGCAGAUGACGUCUUGAUGAAGAUCUUAAUAUCCCCCCUGUUGGUUGGUUUAAAAAAAAAAAAAAUGUUUCACAAUAGAUGUGUUGGCCACGAAGUCACUCCGGAGACACGACACAAACCACCGUCCUAUUUAUCUCUUUUGUUUGUUGAUUUUCUUGUAAAUUAACGGUUUUGUUUUUAGUGAGGUAAUAUGGUGAUUUCUAUUCUUCUGUCAUGCUAUGUGGUUAGAGCUCCUGUUAUUAUCUCUAGUCGUCUACCAUGUGAUAUCAGCUCCAUUUUUAAAUAAUAUGCCUGUGUUUUGCAAUAAACUAAAGUGAAACCUACUGUGUUGGUAAGUUGGGUCGGUAAUAGAUGUGACUAAAUAUGAACUCAACUUAAAAAAUCAUGUACAUAUAUUCUUUGUUUUGACCGUAAUGGAAACUUGGGAAAAAUGUUUUAAAAAAAACUAAAUGCAGGGCCCUCACUUCUCUCUCUACUCUCGCUCUCCUUUGACUGUCAAAAUGAUUUUUUCUGACUGCCUGAAAGUUGUUGUCCUGUCUCUCCAACGGUCUACACAUCUCCUGGUAACAGUACGGUGGUUUAUUUAGAUGUGAGUUCAUCGUUCUGCCUGUCUUUGACUGGGGUCUGGUUUCGGUGUUCCCCAAGGUUCUGUUCUAGGACCAAUUUUGAAAUAUUACCCAGUCUCGACUUGUUUAUAUUAUUAGUCUUUGUUUUUCUGCCUGUACUGCUCUGCCUGUACUGCUCUGCCUGUUCUGUAUGACCAGGCAGAUGUCUCCUUAUCCCAUAAUGUAGUACUGGUAGAGUUGGUGGCUUUACCGUUCUGAUCUACGUGUCUCAUUACCUGCAGUGUUCUGGCAUCUCUGUCAAACUCAACUGAUGUAAUCUGACUGUCUGCGGCCCUAACGUGUUACCCUAUUCCAGUUAUAGUGCACUUGGCUCCCUAUGGCUCUGGUCUAAAGUAGUGCACUAUACUGUGAAUAGGGUGCCAUUUGGGGAGGGACUCAACCUGAACUAAGGUAACUAUAAGGUUGCGUUUUACACAUGCAGCCCAUUUUUCAGAUUAUCGUUUCGUCUCACCAACUGGUAUUUUGACCAAUUUUGGAUCAGCAUUGAAUCCAGAUCUGAUGUGAUUGGUCCAAAGGCCAAUUAGUGGACAAAAUAUUGGAUUUGGGCUGCCUGUGUCAACACGGCCUUCGUGUGCUUUACUGUUUAUAUAAUGAGUUACUUCCUCCCUCACACUCAAGCUUAGACAAGCGGUAAGCAAAGCAAGUAUAUAUUAUAAUUUUUUUUUAAACAAUCCAAAAUGUUCCUCAGAAAAAAAAUGUCUCACUGCAAAAAUGUUGCGUUAGUGUAUUUCUGUUCUACUCCCUCUGUCUUCCAGGACAGGUAACUGGUCUGUUAUGCUGCCUUUGAGACAUGCCCUGCAUUGAAACGUUUGUUCUCUCCCCUACCCCUCUAAAAUGUGUACAUACAUUUAUUUGCUGGCAUUUUCUAAACUCUUUUUUUUGAUACUAUAAAAACAAUGCAGAAGACGUGUGUAAAUUGACUCUACCCAAUGCAUUGUUCUGUUUAGUCAACGUAAGAACGUAGGUUGUUGGUAGGGCCGAGGGUUUGGCUGGUCUGAGCGGUGCCAACAGUUGACCUCUUACUCUGUUUGUACAAUACUGUGACUAUAACAACCCCUGUGACUGAGCACUACUGCCGUGACGAUAUAACAACCCCUGUGACUGAGCACUACUGCCGUGACGAUAUAACAACCCCUGUGACUGAGCACUACUGCCGUGACAAUAUAACAACCCCUGUGACUGAGCACUACUGCCGUGACUAUAUAACAGUGACUGAGCACUACUGCCGUGACUAUAUACAGUGACUGAGCACUACUGCUGUGACUAUAUAACAGCCCCUGUGACUGAGCACUACUGCUGUGACUAUAUAACAACCCCUGUGACUGAGCACUACUGCUGUGACUAUAUAACAACCCCUGUGACUGAGCACUACUGCUGUGACUAUAUAACAGUGACUAUAUAGCAACCCCUGUGACUGAGCACUACUGCUGUGACUAUAUAACAGCCCCUGUGACUGAGCACUACUGCCGUGACGAUAUAACAACCCCUGUGACUGAGCACUACUGCUGUGACUAUAUAGCAACCCCUGUGACUGAGCACUACUGCCGUGACUAUAUACAGUGACUAUAUAGCAACCCCUGUGACUGAGCACUACUGCCGUGACGAUAUAACAACCCCUGUGACUGAGCACUACUGCCGUGACUAUAUAACAACCCCUGUGACUGAGCACUACUGCCGUGACUAUAUAACAAUCCCUGUGACUGAGCACUACUGCCGUGACUAUAUAACAGUGACUGAGCACUCCUGCCGUGACUAUAUAACAAUCCCUGUGACUGAGCACUACUGCCGUGACUAUAUAACAGUGACUGAGCACUACUGCCGUGACUAUAUAACAGUGACUGAGCACUACUGCCGUGACUAUAUAACAGUGACUGAGCACUACUGCCGUGACUAUAUAACAAUCCCUGUGACUGAGCACUACUGCCGUGACUAUAUAACAGUGACUGAGCACUACUGCCGUGACUAUAUAACAGGGACUAUAUAGCAGCCCCAAUGACUGAGCACUACUGCAGUGACGAUAUAGCAGCCCCUGUGACUGAGCACUACUGCAGUGACGAUAUAGCAGCCCCUGUGACUGAGCACUACUGCAGUGAUGAUAUAACAGUGACUGAGCACUACUGCAGGGACUAUAUUGUCUUGCUGUCGAUGUAUUUAUUUGACUGAUUGCAAAACAUACAAAACUGUAGUGUUUUUGUCAAAUUGCAAAUGUUUUCCUUAAGUACCGGGUAAGUAUCAAGUUCUGGUACAGAAAGUAAAGUACAAUGGAAUUUUGUCCUUCCUGAACUAAACUUGCAUUAUUAUUUUUUGGACUGUUUUGUUUCCCCCUGCAAUAACUCCCAUGAUGCAUUUAGAGUAUAUUGAAUUAUAGCUUGUGUUCAAUCGGGACUCUACGUAGGAACCUGUUCUAUCACAAUACCAGUCAGACUGUUCUGUUUGAACUCUGAAGUGUAAGCAUCGUUUCCUGUCAGAUUUUAGUACAUGUACUAUCGACAGACUGCUCUGUGCAUUCAUCAUGUAGGAAUGUAAUCAUUUAUUGGUUAUGUAAGAGGUUUUGCUUAGUCAGAAUAUAGAGAUGGUAAUUAUUGAUAAAUUAUUUGAAGAAGAGAAGAGAAAAAAAAAGAAUUGAUUUUAAUGGCCCCCCCAAAAAAAUGUACUUUUCUAUUGGAAAUGCAUAUUCUCUCUGAAUUGUUCUCGUUUUUCCCAUUCAGCAUGUUGACGUUGUUUCAAUGCUGCUUAUUGAUGUCUCCUAUCAUCAGCAUGUGGGUUAUUGGUUCAGUACAAUGUUCUACAAGUGACACAGAUCCAUUGAUUUGAUUUUUCUAUCUCCGAUGUGACACGCUGUUCUGUUGAUAUUCAGCACUGUAACUGAACUAAGGCUGGUUUUGAACUGAGUGAGUGCAUACAGUUGCAAUGUCAUCUGUGUGAUUGUUGCAGUGUCACUGUCACCCCAGACCUUGACCCAUAGGUUCUGCUGCUGGCAGUGAGUCACACAGGUAAGGAAAACGCCCGACCCUGUCACAUACAUUUUGUAUACACCCAGAUUUGCUCACCUGAACGUACCUGAUAAAAGCCUUUAACUGCCCAGCAUACCAUGUUCAAUCUAGCUAUGCUGAAGAUCUUAAUAAGCUAGGUAGGAUUUGUAGUGAUAUCAACAGUCGUUUGUUCAUUAUAUAAAGUUGUGAUGGUAAUGAAUGACUUGCAUGGAACAUGUUGAGUUGUGUGGGUUUUGUUUUAGAGCAGCAACAUUUUUUCCCCCUCUGAAGCUAAUGCAACAUUCUUUAUGAUGGCUUGUCCCACCUCUGACUGAUCUUUAGUACAAUUUGACAUUUCUUCCUAUAUGUUGCUUUAGUUCUAGUAAUGCUCUGAUUUAAAGAAACUAGUUUUAUUGAAGGUUGCGUAGCAUAGUCUCCCCCAUGGUAAGCCCUACUAUAAUGCGUUACUCUCCCGGUAAGUCCUGCAGCUUGCCUGAAGCAUAGCUGGUCUACUUUAACAUUUAGCCUGGGUACCUGUCUGUUUAGCUGUCGUUCCACUCGUUGCCACUCCUUGGUAUGACCUCAGGGUGGCUAGGAGUAGAAUGUUAGCAUAAAACAGGCCACUUUUUAACAUGCCUAUAAUAUAAGACUGCUACUGUUGGCAGAAAGCCAGACUUGAUGUGCAUACAAGUACAUGAUGCUGUAAUCUAAUGAUGCUCAUGCUGUUAAACUGACUGAUCAUUGGUGUGAUGCAAAGCUUUCAUUAUCUAUAAUAUAAUGCCCCACAAUGCAAUGAUGCAGUGUUGUUUAAAAUAUAUAUAUAUAAACCCCCUGCUGCCUUGCCUGCCUCCCUCCCACCUCUCACUCAGAUGCUGUUGGAAGACUGAGGUUCCACAUUCUAGAUCUGGUUCUUCAUCUAGUAUGUUCUAGAUUCAGGAACAGGCCCCCAGCCAGGCUGGGCUAGUUGUCCUGUAGAGGAGACUACUGAGAGGCGUCACACCUUUUUUGAGUCUGUCUGAUGAUCGAGGUGUAGGUGACCAUUUGAGAGCGAGCUCCAGAUAAGGUAAACUAAAACAAAGCAAUGCAAUGAAAUGGGGUGGGGGGGAUUCUGUGAUUUGAUAAAUUGACCGUGAUGCUGUUUGUUAGGGAUGUCUUAUCUUUGUACAGCUAAAAGAUGUCAUAGCAUUUCUGAUCACCUGGUGACGUAUCUAUCACAUUUAUCUCAUGAUUCUCCUCUGCCACUUCCUUCCUGCAUCCCAAAUGGCACCCUAUUCCCUAUGCGUGUCACUUCUGCCCUGGUCAGUAGUGCAUUUUUACAUAGGCAAUAGGGUGCUAUUCUCAAUGCUGCCGUUGUCAUGAGCUAGGGCGUGUUGCUUAGUUGUGCUGAACCACCAAUGCUUUAGAGAGUUGGAUGAGAAAUAACCAGGAAGUGCUGUUGUGUUUUUUUUAACGUUCAAAUGUCAGGCUCGUUCAAACCUUUUUGGCAGUAAAUUGGAGAGUUUCCUUCUAGUUCUGUUUGUCCUUCAUUCAUUAGAACUCUUAUGUCCUCUUGCUAGUCAUUUUGCUCCUAGCAUAUUCUGUGUUCUAAUUCUUUGCUCAGAGAUCAGCAUCUCACACGUAUACAGUUUGAGGUCAGGGGGCACGUUUGGGUGGUGUGGAAGACUCAGAAGGGAGAAAUAUGGAACAUGCCUUUAUAAGGUAAACAAAUGAAAGGUUUAAUGUUUUAUCGAAUGCAACUUUGUUUUGUUUUUCUGUCUGACUGUUCUGGAUCUUUGUUGCCCUGUCCAGUAAUGGUAAUAAAGACGGUGUUUAUCUGUU
This is a messenger RNA of Oncorhynchus tshawytscha (Chinook salmon), 7441 nucleotides long. Its product is annotated as far upstream element-binding protein 1-like. Lineage: Eukaryota; Metazoa; Chordata; Actinopteri; Salmoniformes; Salmonidae. Gene Ontology annotation, molecular function: mRNA binding. Gene Ontology annotation, cellular component: nucleus; cytoplasm. Bases 72 to 1940 code for a protein of 622 amino acids. Gene Ontology annotation, biological process: regulation of DNA-templated transcription. The transcript has 16 exons. The record is from RefSeq and is a predicted model, not a curated record.